AAAAAAUCAUAAUUAAAUAAAUAAAUAAUUAAUUUAAUUAUAUGUUAAAAUGUCUACUUGGGUAAAUGAACAUUGUGUUUCCUUUUUUCAACUAUUUUGUAUUCGUGUUGUGAAAACGGGACGUAUCCCACAACAUAUCGCUUUUAUUAUGGAUGGUAAUCGUCGAUACGCUAAAAAAUACAGUGUAAAAUGUGCAACAGGUCACUCCAAAGGCUUCGAUAAACUUUCAGAAACCCUAAGGUGGUGCCUGGAUCUGGGCGUUCCUGAAGUGACAGUGUACGCUUUUAGUAUAGAAAACUUCAAGAGGUCUGAAGAGGAGGUGAAUGACCUCAUGGAUUUAGCUAGAGACAAAUUUCAGAAGCUCUUGAAUGAAAUAGACCAAAUAAAUGAAUGGGGUGUUCGUCUUCACGUCGCUGGAAGGCUAUCAAUGCUUCCCAAAGACCUUCAAGCUAUGGUGGCCAAGGCGAUGCUUGUCACACGGCACAAUAAUAAGCUACGGCUUAACAUUGCUUAUGCUUACACAGGACGGGACGAAAUCAGUCGCGCAGCAUCGCAUAUAGUCGAUGGAGUGGCGAGCGACCAGCUGACGGCAGAUGACAUCGACGCUCACCUCGUCUCGCAGUCCUUGGAAUUGACGGAGCCCGAGCUGCUGGUCAGGACUUCUGGAGAAGUUAGGCUGUCCGACUUUAUGCUAUGGCAGGUCUCUAACACGGUGCUAUACUUCACAGAAGUAUUGUGGCCAGAAUUCACCAUCUGGAAUCUUCUCGCUGCGAUAAUACAUUUCCAACGACAUGCACUUCCUUUGAAACUGGAAGAAACCUUCAGUGAAACCCAAAAGAACUUCUUAGACAAAUUAGAAAUUAGCAGACUACAACAACUCGAAAAAAUGACCUUGGGGUGACCGUGAAUUGUAGAUUUUAAGCACGAAAAUGUUUAUG
Molecule: messenger RNA, 938 nt
Organism: Hyposmocoma kahamanoa
Lineage: Eukaryota; Metazoa; Arthropoda; Insecta; Lepidoptera; Cosmopterigidae
Product: dehydrodolichyl diphosphate synthase complex subunit DHDDS-like
Exons: 5
Coding region: 50-901 (283 amino acids)
Biological process (GO): polyprenol biosynthetic process
Cellular component (GO): dehydrodolichyl diphosphate synthase complex; endoplasmic reticulum
Molecular function (GO): ditrans,polycis-polyprenyl diphosphate synthase [(2E,6E)-farnesyl diphosphate specific] activity
Source: RefSeq, a predicted model, not a curated record